This is a messenger RNA of Symbiodinium pilosum, 903 nucleotides long. NCBI's taxonomy places the organism in Eukaryota, Dinophyceae, Suessiales, Symbiodiniaceae. The record is from the annotation of a GenBank genome assembly.
AUGCCUGGUGGACCUGGGCUCACCGCUGCCGAUCACAUCCUCUGGGCACAGAGGAUACAGAAAGAGGAAAUAAAUGCCAAGUCGCGGCCAGAUGCAUUCUCUGUACGAGCUGCAGUGAGCGUACCAGGGGUGCCUACAAAGUUCAAGCCGGGUCAUAUGGAUCCACGAGAAGCCUCAGGCUCUGGCUUCAGCCCUGCAGCCUUGGGUUGGGAUCCAGCGAGUACUAUGACAACUGAAUUCCGACGGUGCAUGAAUCAGCAGAGCGCUGGUCCACGCGAGCGGCAUCUGUUCCCCGAGACAUCCCAGCAAGAAAUCGGAUGGAUUCAGGGCAACUGCGGGAAGCCAGCACAAAGAAGCGCACCUGCAGGCAGCGAGCCAACCCGUUUGGGCGUCGGCUGGUUGAUGAAGGACGGACACGGCGGCCCAAUCAACAAGCUUGCAGCAGAGCGAGCUGAUGAUGCGCCAAUGGUCUUAAGCACGGAGCGGCAACAUCCGCGCAAUCGGAAGUCCAAGGAUGGAAACGUACGGGAAGAGCUGGGCGUGCCGCCCUACGCCACCAGCAUCUCAUGUGCCAUUUGGCCGGACGAUUCUCCUGCAGAAGAGUCUGUUGGCAACAGGUCCUCUAGAUCUUCCAGAUCUCACAGGAGCAAGAGCCAGUCCAAACUGCAGGUGGCUGGCCGAAGCCAGAUGCAUCGUGCUGGGUCCCAGCCAACGUUGCAGGAGUCAGUGCGCAGGCAUUUCGCAGUUCAAGAGCAAGCGCUUGGGCAAGCGAUGGAUCGAAGCCGCAAAUUUCUCAACUGUCCGACAAACAGGUGGUAUCAGCCGCUGAGCAACUCGGACGUUGCCAAGUUUGCGGAUGCCUACACAAAGGCUUUUGGAGUUGGUCUUUACGCCAGAGGAUGA